Pochonia chlamydosporia 170 is the source of this 651-nucleotide messenger RNA. RefSeq names its product Acyl-CoA N-acyltransferase. Bases 1 to 651 code for a protein of 216 amino acids. Gene Ontology annotation, cellular component: cytoplasm. Gene Ontology annotation, molecular function: protein N-terminal-serine acetyltransferase activity; protein-N-terminal-alanine acetyltransferase activity. NCBI's taxonomy places the organism in Eukaryota, Fungi, Ascomycota, Sordariomycetes, Hypocreales, Clavicipitaceae. The transcript has a single exon. The record is from RefSeq and is a predicted model, not a curated record.
AUGGCCAGCCAAGCACUCCAUCUCCACACACGGCUCGAGUCUCAAACCAUCCCCAUUGUCCUACGCACCAUCCAGCCGCAAGACGCACCAGGCCACUCAGCCCUCUUGACCGCCGACAUUCAGAGCUCCGACCCCUCUGCGAGCGGGAUAUCCGUCUCGCGGUCGGAGGAGCUCAUCGCCGCGCAGACACAGUCCGCCGCCGUACCAACUAUUCUUGGCGCGGAUGGAAAAGUCAUCAGUGGACCAGGCAGGGUGAACAUGGUAUUGGUGCUGAAGACGGAGGGCGAGAAAAUCAUUGGCCUGGGGGGCUUCGGCGCCAUAAAGGACUGGGAGAGGGAGGGGAGGAAGAUCCGCGCGGGGGAUGCGGGCGUCGUGAUUGACGAGAAGUAUAGGGGAAGGGGGUAUGCCGUCGAGGCGAUGAAGUUGGCGAUAGAUUGGGCGUUUACGCCUGUGGCGGAGGGCGGACCGCAGUUGGAUCUUGUGACGGUCACGACGACGGCUACGAAUAAGGCUAUGCUGGCGUUGACGGAUGAUAAAUUGGGGUUGAGGGGGAAGGGUGUGCUUCGGGAUCAUGAGUUUGGCGAUCCUGCGGGCGAGAUGUACUAUGAGUUGACGGCUGAGGAGUGGAAAACCCUGAAGGAGAAGUUGUGA